GUGGGGAUUACAGUGGAGCGCUCAAGACAGAGAUGGUUAGGAGAUUACCGUUGAGCGAGUCUAAAAAAAGCUGUUGACUGACUGUCGGUCCACAUCACUGCGUCAAUACCUUAACGCACAAUGUCAGUACUGCAUUGGAUACUUCUCCUACUUUUUGUAGGUUUGGCCUGCACCACACCACCACCAAGGUCAACACGAAGAAAGAGAGGGCUUCUGGAACUGGCUGGAGUCAUUAAAUGUAGCACUGGAAGAUCAGCCUUGGCCUAUAUGAUGUACGGCUGUUACUGUGGCCUAGGAGGACAAGGAUGGCCCAGGGACAAGGCUGACUGGUGCUGUCAUAAACAUGACUGCUGCUACGGUGAUGCAGAAUAUGCAGGUUGCCAGACACACACCGACCAGUACCAGUGGACAUGUGAAGACAAGGAGGCUGAUUGUGAUUCUCUGAAGGACCGGUGUGAGAAAAAGCUGUGUCGGUGUGACAGGGAAGCAGCUAAAUGUCUGAGGAAAGCACCUUUCAUAAAGAAAUACGCUUUGUGGCCAGACUUUCUAUGUGGAUGUGUUCAGCCAACCUGCAAUAUCUACUGACCUACCAGUGAAGUCACCCCUUCAUGCACCAUUCAGCGUAGCUAAAGCUACUUUUUUAUACUGUUUACUAUCAAUGUAUAUUUUGUGAUUUUUACCGUUCAUUAAGUGCUGAAAAAUCUUUUGUGGGAAUUAAAGGGCCACACACAUCUCUCAGUG
Molecule: messenger RNA, 741 nt
Organism: Clupea harengus (Atlantic herring)
Lineage: Eukaryota; Metazoa; Chordata; Actinopteri; Clupeiformes; Clupeidae
Gene: pla2g10
Product: phospholipase A2 group X
Biological process (GO): lipid catabolic process; arachidonate secretion; phospholipid metabolic process
Molecular function (GO): phospholipid binding; calcium ion binding
Source: RefSeq, a predicted model, not a curated record